Closterium sp. Yama58-4 is the source of this 1851-nucleotide messenger RNA. NCBI's taxonomy places the organism in Eukaryota, Viridiplantae, Streptophyta, Zygnematophyceae, Desmidiales, Closteriaceae. The record is from the annotation of a GenBank genome assembly.
AUGUGCGUCGGCGAUGGCAUGGCAUGGCAGGGCCUGGUGACCGGCGGCGUGGUGCUGCUGGUGCGCAAAGGGAAGAGCUCCCUGGUGCUUCGUUUCGACGAAGACCUCUUCUUCAUCUACCUGCUGCCUCCCAUCAUCUUCAACGCCGGGUUUCAGGUGAAGAAGAAGCAGUUCUUUCGCAACUUCGGGGCCAUCAUGGCGUAUGGCAUUGUGGGCGUCUUCAUCUCAUUCGGAGUCAUCUCAGCAGGGUGCAGAAGCCUCUUUGAUCUUCUGGGCCUCCCACCACAGCACAGCCGCGUGUAUCUUGCGCUUGGUGUGAUCUUCUCUGCAACCGAUUCUGUCUGCACGCUACAAGUGUUGGACCAGGGCGAGCAGCCGCUGGUGUACAGCCUGGUGUUUGGCGAGGGUGUGGUGAACGACGCCACGUCCAUUGUGCUCUUCCGCGCCGUGCAGAAGCUGCAGGACGACGCCCUCGACCUGCCUGCUGCUGCUGAGAUUGCCUCUGACUUCCUCUACCUCUUCACCGCCUCCACUGCCCUCGGCAUCGCCUUUGGAUUGGCGUCAGCGUUCAUAAUCAGGAAGCUCUAUUUCGUCGGGCAUGCAACGGAUAGGGAGGUGGCGCUGAUGGCGCUGAUGGCGUACCUGUCGUACGUGCUGUCAGAGGUGCUGGAGCUGAGCGGCAUCCUCUCUGUGUUCUUCGCCGGCAUUGUCAUGAGCCACUACACGUGGCACAACGUCACUGAGAGCUCCCGAGUCACCACCAAGCAUGCGUUUGCAACGAUGUCGUUCAUAGCGGAGACGUUCAUCUUCAUCUACGUGGGCAUGGACGCACUGGACGUAACCAAGUGGAACUCCGUCAACCACAGGAAUGCAGGAGUGCUGUUUGGCAUCCUGCUUUCGCUCGUGCUGCUGGGGCGUGCUGCCUUUGUCUUCCCCCUCUCCUUCCUGCUCAACCUGCAGCGCAAGAACAACCGAGUGCUGCUCCCCCAACAUCAGGUGGUCAUCUGGUGGGCUGGUCUCAUUCGCGGUGCUGUCUCCAUCGCCCUCACCUACUCCGCAUUUCCAGACUAUUCAGACCCGGAUGUUGCAACCACAAUUGCUGCCACCAUUGCUCUCGUGCUCUUCUCCACAGUAGUGUUUGGUUUGCUCACGAGCCCUCUCAUAAACCACCUCCUCCCUCGCCCUCUCGACCGCUCCUCCAGCCUCGUCAGUGACGCACUGCCCUCGCCCAAGUACCUCUACUUCCCGCCUUCCCUGCCCCGCCGCUCCUCCUCCUCUUCCCUCUCCCUCGCCCUUGACAUCCCGCCGUCGCCCCUCAGCUACGCCUCUGGUGUAUCUGCGCCUCCCUGGCCCUAUCGUUCGGCUGCACAGGGCGCCUCUCACUCCGCCCCUUCCUCAUCCUCAGUUGCAUUUGGCGCUGUUGCUUCUGCUCGUCCCUCUCGCGUGCUCCGCUUUGCCGAUUCCCCCGUCCCCGAUGCAGCAGCAGCAGCCGCAGCAGUCGCAGCAGCAGCUGCCGCAGCAGCGGCAGCAGCAUCAGCGGAGGAGGAACGGAUGGUUUCGGGAGGUUUACUCGGGGAUGUGUUGUGGUUCGGAGGGGAGUGGGAGGCACAGGGGGAUGAGGCACAGGCACGGAGGUCCAGCAGUGGGUGGUGGAGUAUAUCGGAAGAGGAGGGGGGGAGGGAGUCGGCAGGGGAGCACGUCGGGGGCGGGCGGAAGGAGGAGGAAGGGGAUGCGAUUGAAGGGGAGGACUUGGCAGAUUGUGAUUCCGCCUGGCCUGCUCGCCUGCAAUCGCCUCGACCCCAUGCUUCCCCUCCUUUCCACUCACGGCCUUCCCCGGAUCGUGGAACGUGA